GGGGUGGCUAGAAUGCUCUCCUCUGGCAAAGUCACCGAAUCAUUUUCCUACUCUACUUUUCUCCCUCACCGAAAAAGCUAUCCCUGGGCUUUCAGGGUUGCUGUGUGAAAAGGACUGUAAGCACCAGCCACUAGAAAUGCUUUUUUUCCUAGCAUCCAGAGAGCGGGCUCAGCUGUCUCCCAGAGGAGGCUUCUGGAGGAGAGAGCAGCUGCGAUGGUAGAAAGGGGACAUUCACAAGCUUGCCAGGCAGCGAACUAGCGCGCAGCAGCUCUGCCCAGCCUCCGGCAUCAGCGCGUGGCGCGCCCCAGCUCUCCGGGCAAGUUUCCUGGGAGUGUCCCCUCUCCGCGGACACUGUGAAGUCUCCAGCUCUCCAACAGAUGUUUCCCUCCCAGCGCUGAAGUCCAAGUGCUCUGCAACCACAGCGCAGAGUCCAGGGGCGUGCGCUGUGGUGGUGGGGGGCAGCCCUCCAGGCAAAUGCCAGGAUCAUCAUGACAGGCUGGACUUUAGCCCAGGUCUGUCCUCACCCCGGGGGGCCGCCUGCUUUGCACGGUGCAUCUUAGAGGAUCUGCUCACUUUCCCCCCUUGCAAGUCUUUGUUCCAAGGCAGACGUUGCUCGGAUUCUCUAAUUAACUCCCUCCACUCCAAAAGGGGUCCGGAGGCUGGGAUGCUCUUCCAGCUUAGAGGAUGUUGACUCUUGAGUGGGAGUCGGAAGGACUGCAAACAGUGGGUAUUGUUGUGAUUAUAUGUGCAUCUCUGAAGCUGCUUCAUUUGCUGGGACUGAUUGAUUUUUCGGAAGACAGCGUGGAAGAUGAGCUGGAGAUGGCCACUGUCAGGCAUCGGCCUGAGGCCCUCGAGCUGUUGGAAGCCCAGAGCAAAUUUACCAAGAAAGAGCUUCAGAUUCUCUACAGAGGAUUUAAGAAUGAAUGUCCCAGUGGUGUUGUUAAUGAAGAAACCUUCAAAGAGAUUUACUCGCAGUUCUUCCCACAGGGAGACUCUACAACGUAUGCACAUUUUCUGUUCAAUGCAUUCGAUACAGACCACAAUGGAGCUGUGAGUUUUGAGGACUUCAUUAAGGGUCUUUCCAUUUUGCUUCGGGGGACAGUACAAGAAAAACUCAACUGGGCAUUUAACUUGUAUGACAUAAAUAAAGAUGGCUACAUCACUAAAGAAGAAAUGCUGGAUAUAAUGAAAGCAAUCUAUGAUAUGAUGGGUAAAUGCACAUAUCCUGUCCUCAAAGAAGAUGCUCCCAGACAACACGUCGAGACAUUUUUCCAGAAAAUGGACAAAAAUAAAGAUGGGGUUGUUACCAUAGAUGAGUUCAUUGAAAGUUGCCAAAAAGAUGAAAACAUAAUGCGCUCCAUGCAGCUCUUUGAAAAUGUGAUUUAACUUGUCAAAUAGAUCCUCAAUCAACAGACAAAUGUGAACUACUCUACCAUACUUAAAGUUGGAGCUACCACUUUUAGCAU
Molecule: messenger RNA, 1466 nt
Organism: Heterocephalus glaber (naked mole-rat)
Lineage: Eukaryota; Metazoa; Chordata; Mammalia; Rodentia; Bathyergidae
Gene: Kcnip4
Product: potassium voltage-gated channel interacting protein 4
Biological process (GO): regulation of potassium ion transmembrane transport
Cellular component (GO): voltage-gated potassium channel complex
Molecular function (GO): potassium channel regulator activity; calcium ion binding
Source: RefSeq, a predicted model, not a curated record